Messenger RNA from Carassius auratus (goldfish), 3211 nucleotides. Its product is annotated as adhesion G-protein coupled receptor G5-like. NCBI's taxonomy places the organism in Eukaryota, Metazoa, Chordata, Actinopteri, Cypriniformes, Cyprinidae. Gene Ontology annotation, molecular function: G protein-coupled receptor activity. Gene Ontology annotation, cellular component: plasma membrane. The coding region runs from base 837 to 2627 and encodes 596 amino acids. Gene Ontology annotation, biological process: cell surface receptor signaling pathway; adenylate cyclase-activating G protein-coupled receptor signaling pathway. The record is from RefSeq and is a predicted model, not a curated record. The transcript is spliced from 14 exons.
AGCGUUUUGGGUAGGAGUUACACACUCUCAGAAAAACAUUUCAGAAGGGAACAAUAUACACAGUUAAUGGUAAAUAUUUAUUGGUACUAAUAUGCACCUUCCAGGGGUAAAAAAGGUACAAAAUUGUUCCGUUUGAAAGGUUACCGCCCCAGUGACAGCUUUUGUAUCACUUUUUUGUUUAUUGCUUAUUGCUUUACACCCAAAGUGCUUUUCAAUCAAAUGAGGGGAUCUCUUCUUAACCACCACCAGAGAGCAGCAUCCACCUGAUGAUACAACAGCUGUGGUUUUGUCCUUUUCUUGAGCUGUUCCUUUAAGAUCAUCUGAUUUUAGUAUCACAGCCAUGCUAAUAAGCCCACAACAGGUACAUGAGUCAUCCAGGAAUGCUGGAUGGCCAGACACUGAAGACAAUGAUCGUGUCCGACUUCAGAAGACAGGUAACAACCACAACCAAGAGGACACGGAUGGAACUGCAUCUUGAAAAAGUCUUUUAGUAAAUCUGCUCUUUUAGUUGAAGUGCCCAUGGGAAUCACUGCAGACAGAAACACAGCUGUUUUGCACCAUCAUGCCAACCAGAAGUUGAAAGGCUUUGUGGAGAUCGACACAUUCAUCCAUUGGGCUUCAAAGCAAAAAUCUGAAGAUUAGAUGCACCUGUUGCCUAUUUAUACCUGUAUGCACAUGGCGUGGCUCAGGUAUGCAAAAUUCACUAGACUAAUUUAAUUGGUGUUUUUUCUUAAAGUCAGAGAUGAUUGGGGCUCCCAAAUGAACCCUCAUAUGUCAUCACAACAUAACUCCUAGUGAAUGACAGAUAGGGAACUGGAUCUGAUUGUACCCAGAUAAUGAAAUUCCCAGUAGAGUCCAAAAUGAACAUGAUUUGCAUGUUUUCAGAUAAACUGUAUAUCGGUUUUCAGCGGCUCAUAAGCCAACGGUUUCAUAUGUUGAUGCAUCACACUCUCUCAACUCUUGGACUGUGUACUUUAUCUAAAGAAGGCCGCUGUCUCUGGGGAAUUAUGUUUGUACAAAAGCAGAAUUUGCUGUGGCUGAUGAUCAUCUGUUGUGCUACCUGCCAGAUAACAGGUUCAGAAAACUCGACAGAUGAGUGUUUCUGGAACAGCAGUAACUCAACAGUUCCAGUUAUUACAUGGACCUGUCAAUCAGGUAAUGGGUACUUUGAAAAUCUGGAAGUUGUUGAACCCUUAGAAGCAUCAGGCGCAAUCGACGAACUGGAGUCUGAAAUGGAAGAAAUGGAAAAUAAAAAUAUAAGCAAUGCAGAGAUUGUCAUUGGGAAUGCUAACGGUCUUCUCCAAAUACAUGAUGAGAACACAACAACUGAAGACAUGUGCUACUCAUCAAAUCAGAACAUGAUAAACGUUGUUGACUGUCAAAGUAUCCCAAAUACAAACUUUCCAUGGGCUGUAAAGAUUCCCAAGGAAGCUGUGAAUAAAUCACGACAGGAAAACAAUGGAUGUGCAUUUGUUGCAGUUCUACGGUUCAUAAAUAUGAUAAACAAGAAUCAAACGAAAAACCGGACUGUUUUGAACAAUGAGGUUUACGGAAUAGCGAUGAAGGCCAAUAUCACCAACCUUACUGACAAUAUUGAAAUGUUCUUUAAACAGAAAGUUCCGGUCAGUAAGGCAUCCUGCAUUUCUUGGGAUGGAAACGGAGAACUUAACUGGACGACAUUCGGCUGUGAGACAGAAACAAUCGAACAAUCAAACACCAUAAAGUGCACCUGCUCACAUCUGACGUUCUUUGCCGUGCUGAUGAUUCAGUCAGAUACAAAUGUAACAGGGGUGCAUUUACAGUCAUUGACUUUUAUCACUUCUGUCGGCUGUGGCAUCUCCAUAUUUUUUCUGUUCAUGGCUUUAUUGAUGCACUUCCUGUUUCGGAAAGCCAAGUCAAAUCAGGCCACGAAGAUCCUGAUGAACAUGUUUGCGGCUUUGUUUCUACUGAAUGCCUCGUUUUUGUCAAACGAGAGCGUCGCUAACACAGGAGACAACGCUGCGUGUGUCUUCAUAGCGCUGCUCCUGCAUUACUCCAUGCUGGCCUCAUUCACCUGGUUCUUCAUUCAAGCUCUUCAUAUGUACUUAUGGCUCAUCAGACAGAACGUCUCCAUCACAAACUACAUGAGGAAGAUCACUGUGUUGGGCUGGGUGUGUCCGGCUCCAAUAGUCGUAGUUAUUGUUUCUGUAGGAGGAUAUGAAGCAGUGAUUCUAAACACAACAUCUGGAAAAAUCAUACAAAUGUGCUGGACUACAAAUCCUUAUAUUCACUACAUAGUGAACAUCGGCUACUAUGCUUUAGUUUUCAUCUUCACGGCAGGAAUCUUCAUCAUGAUCGUCACUAAGAUCAUUCAGUCCAGAAUCAUAAGAUCGACUGAAGACAAGAGAAAGACGUUCAGAAAGCAUCUGAUGAUGGUGUUGAGUUUGUUCCUGCUCUUCGGUCUGACGUGGUCUGUGGCGUUCUUCAGUUAUGGACCGAUGCUCAUUCCCUCAUAUUACAUAUUCACUGUGCUGAACUCGUUUCAGGGGUUCUUCCUCUUCCUGUAUUACUACCACAUUCACAAUGAUGCCGCGGGUCAGUUCUCUGAUGAUCCAGAAAACACUGACUCCACAUCAACCAUCACUUAAUCCAGCAUUAAUGCUGCAGAAAAUAUUAAUAUCUAUCAUACUUAAGACAGAAGGCUUUCUUUCUCUCAGACUUCUUUCUCUUAGAUUAGAAGUAGGUAUGUACAUAAAAAGUAUGACUCUAAAAAGGCUCAGUUAUACUGAAGUCACUCAAAACAAAUGACAAUUUUCUGUUGAUCAUUACUAAAACUCAUUACUUGUAGAAGGAUUGAAUUGUGCUUUCAAAUCUCUGAUAUGAUCUGAUAUGUUGAGCAUUAUAAUCAUCCAUAUGUGCUCGUGUGUGUGUGUCAGAGCGACUCAAACAACACUAAAAAAAUUAUUUGUAAAAAAUAAAAUAAUAAAUACAUAUUCAAAUUAGGAUGAAUGUCGACAAGCCUUUGGAUUCUGACAUUUGCAUGGUCAUUUUAUAAAGCAGCUCACUAAAAUCCACAAACACGGAUGUGAAACAUAUUUGGUUACAGGAAACACACACACACACACACUGUCAGAAUCAGUGAAUGCAUCUGUUUUAUGUUGCUAAUUAUUAUCUGUUAUAUUUCUCAGCAUAUUUUAUGUGAUUCUAAUUGACCCAAUAAAAUACAUUUCUA